AUGCAAAAGGAAAUCGAAAAUGAUGAAAGGGUAAAUGCAGGAAACAACAGAUUACCCGCCAUUGCAACUCUCAAUCAGCUUCCUCCUCUUGUAGUCUUUGGAAGAACGGUCUUUAUCUUCCCUCUCCUUUUUAUUCUCACAGUAACUGCUAUAAAAGAUGGAUACGAGGAUUGGAGAAGACACAUAUCAGACAGAAAUGAGAAUAACAAAGAAUCUCUUGUGAUAAUCCCUUGUGACAUGGUGCUAAUGUGGACAAGUGAUCCUAGUGGCAUUGCUUACAUACAAACCAUGAAUUUAGAUGGAGAGUCGAAUUUAAAGACACGUUAUGCUAGACAAGAAACAUCCUUAAUGCCAUUAGGGUCAAUAUCAGGGGUGAAAAACACAAAAUGGGUUAUAGGUGUUGUUGUGUAUGUUGGACAAGAGACAAAAGCUAUGCUAAAUAGUGCAAUUUCCCCUUCAAAAAGAAGCAGACUUGAACAAGCAAUGAACUCAGAAACUAUCUGGUUAUCUGUUUUUCUAUUCAUAUUGUGUCUAGUUGUUGCUAUUCGGAUGUGUUUAUGGCUGAUGAGUCAUCAGGAUGCAAUUGAUACGAUUCCUUAUUACAGAAAUAGCUAUCUUAUAAAGGGAAAGUUUCCAGAAAAAUCGUAUAAAUACUAUGGGAUUCCAAUGGAGACGUUUUUUGCGUUUUUGAGUUCUGUUAUUGUGUUUCAGAUCAUGAUUCCGAUAUCUUUAUACAUCACCAUGGAAUUGGUUCGAUUAGGUUAA
This is a messenger RNA of Lactuca saligna, 765 nucleotides long. Lineage: Eukaryota; Viridiplantae; Streptophyta; Magnoliopsida; Asterales; Asteraceae. The record is from the annotation of a GenBank genome assembly.